This is a messenger RNA of Neurospora crassa OR74A, 936 nucleotides long. Its product is annotated as metallo-beta-lactamase superfamily protein. NCBI's taxonomy places the organism in Eukaryota, Fungi, Ascomycota, Sordariomycetes, Sordariales, Sordariaceae. The transcript is spliced from 3 exons. The coding region runs from base 1 to 936 and encodes 311 amino acids. The record is from RefSeq and is a predicted model, not a curated record. Gene Ontology annotation, biological process: hydrogen sulfide metabolic process; glutathione metabolic process. Gene Ontology annotation, molecular function: sulfur dioxygenase activity.
AUGUCCUCACCAACCCCUCAAGACCAUGAACCCCUAAUCCACCCCCUAUUCGACCCUACAACCUCAACAUUCACGUAUCUCGUCGCCUGCCCCUCCACCCUCCACGCCGUGGUAAUCGACUCCGUCCUCGACUUCGACCCCGCCACCGCCCGUAUCUCCACCACCACCGCCGACUCCCUACUCCUCUCUCUCAUCCGUUCCCACAACUACAAGAUUGUGAAAAUCCUCGAAACUCACGUGCACGCCGACCACCUCACUGCUUCUCGCUAUCUGCAAACCCAACUGGCUAGUGAUGAUGACGAUGAAGAGGAGGAUGAGAAAAAUGGGGGUACCAAAAAGCCCGAGAUUUGCAUAGGCAAAAGGAUCGUGCAAGUCCAAAAAAGGGUUGCGGAAAGUUACGGGCUUCCCAGGGAGGAAUGGGAGGGGGUAUUUGAUCGGGUGUUUGAGGAUGACGAGGAGUUUCGUGUGGGUGACUUGAAGGUCAAGGUGAAGCAUUUGCCGGGGCAUACGCCGGAUCAUGUUGGGUAUAUGGUUGGAUCGAAUAUCUUUUGCGGCGAUUCCCUCUUUGAUCCCGAAAUUGGGUCCGCGCGGUGCGACUUUCCUGGGGGCGAUGCACACGCACUAUACAAUUCAGUCCAAACACUCUUCUCCCUACCCGCCCAUUACAGAAUCUACACAGGCCAUGAUUACCCCUCCGCCGACUCCCGCUCUCCUCAGCCCUACACCACCGUCGCCGACCAAAAGCGGUUGAACAAGCACCUGAAAGAGGGAACAACAAAAGACCAGUUCGUCACCUGGAGACAGGAGCGCGACUCGGGACUGGCGGAGCCGAAACUCUUGCACCAGGCGCUACAGGUUAACGUACGGGCGGGGAGGAUGCCAAAGAAUGGGAUGCUGAAGGUGCCUUUGAAGAUGCCGGGAGGGUGGAAGUUGUGA